CAAACCAAGAUGGCGUCCCGCAAUGAAGCAGGAAAUAGAUGUCAGUUUCAUUAAAACUUGUUUCGAGAGAGCCUCCACCGCAGGGUAUUUUCGUGGAGAGGUCUGAAAAGGCUUUUCAGAGACGCGAGACGACGUAGAUACAGACUCUAAAUGGCUUCAAGGAAGUCUGGAUCAGAUAUCCACAACACUGGGCCCAUCAGUUACCUGGACGACGUUCCCUUCAAGCUCAACGACAAGUUCAGGUGUCCAGCCAAAGUGGGUCUGCCUAUCGGAUUCUGUCUCCCGGACUGCGGCACACUGUUUUCUGAGAUUCACUAUGACUUCUCCCUGGAGCAGCGGAGUGUGCGAUGGGGGGAGGAGCUGGCAGAGGCGCGGGCAGCGCAGGAACGGGCGGAGCAGCGAGCGGAGAUGGCCCGCGCCGAGUCCGAGGGUAAAGACCAGCAGGGGGCGCCACAGGACAAAGACAGCGGGCCCGAAGGGGGUCCAUCCCACCCGUCUGACGAACAGGACCCUCCCCCGCCGGCCCUCAACCCGGUGCUGGCCGGCCUGAGGCACAACGCCAUCCUCACCCCCCUGCCGGCCCCCAGCCUGGGGCCCGUGCGCCACCCCAGCCCCCCGCCCCCGCAGAGCCUCAACCUGGCCGACUUCGAGCGCGAGGAGGACCCCUUCGACAAGCUGGAGCUCAAGACGCUGGACGACAAGGAGGAGCUGCGGAGCAUUCUGCAGGUGCAGUCGGCCACCCCGCCGGAGCCGGCGCCCCACUCGCGGAGCUGCACCCCGCCCCCGCCGGCCAAGCCGGCCGUCUUCCACAAGCCCAACGGACUGGUGGCGCUGCUGGACCUGGACCGGCCGGCCGGCGGCCAGAUAGGGCAGCUGGACAGCGACCGGCCCUGCAACAUCCGCUCCCUGACCUUCCCCAAGCUGUCCGACCCCGGGGACUCCCACGAGGAGGCCAGCAGUUACACUCCAGCCCCCGCUCGCACCCUCCCCAAUGGCACGUCCCUCUCUUUGGUGCGGACGCCGCCCCAGAAUAACGACAUCGGUCGCUCCCAGGAGCCACACAACGGAGCACCGAAAGAGCCCAUCUCCCUCCCAGCGGCCACCCAACUCCCCGCCCCGUGUGUGGUGUCGCCCCCUGGGGGUGGAACGGGCCAUUGCGGGGCCCUGCUCAACCUGUCCCCCAGCGAGCGCCAGUGUGUGGAGACGAUCGUGGGCAUGGGCUACUCUUAUGAGGGCGUCCUGAAGGCCAUGCAGAGGCAGGGGCAGAACGUGGAGCAGGUGCUGGACUACCUGUUCAUCCACGGGAGGCUGUGUGAGCGAGGGUUUGAUGCCAGCGCGGUGGAGGAGUGCCUGGAGAUGUACCAGUGCUCUGAAGAGAAGGCCUUGGAGUUCCUGCAGCUGAUGUCUCGGUUCGGGGAGAUGGGCUUCGAGAGGGACACCAUCAAGGAGGUGCUGCUAGUCCACAACAAUGACCAGGACAAGGCACUGGAGGACCUUAUGGCCCGGGCAGCUGCCAGCUGAGACCCGGUACCCUCCCUCCCGCAUCCUCCCUGCGCCCUGACCACACCCCUUCCCGCACACAAACACACGGGACUCCCCCCCCGUUCUCUCUGUCCCAGCACGGACUGACUCAGCAUUGUCACUGCUGCCUGAGAGAGAGAGAGAGAGAGAGAGAGCGAAAGAGAGAGAGAGAAAGAGAGAGACUGGUAGAACCGAGCUUGUCAAAAGGCUGUGGAAAGAGAGGGGGGGGAAAAAACAAAAAAACAAAAACUGUUAUAAUCACGCAAGCUUUCAUAAAGAGGGGUGUGUGGACUAAACAAUGGCAGGGCGGCCCCUGGGGAGUUUGCUCCAUUUUUUGUAGAAUUAAAAGGGGGUGUUGGCUCUCUUGUGGGGCCCUCCCAUUCAUCUGACUGUGACUGUGGAGCUUGCUGUGGAAGACAAGCAUGGACUGGAUUUGGAGAAUGGGAGAAGGUGCGCUGAGACCUCAUGCUAAGGAGAAAACUGACACUCCCUGCUACAAAGCUGCCAUUGAAUGCUGUCGGAACCAGGCCCAGACAGGUCGGGCAGCCAUUUGGACACAUGGACUGAAAUCAGAAACUAACCGUACACACACACACAUACACACAAACGCGGAACGGAAAACUCUGAAGUGCCCUUUCUGUUUCUGUGGCUGGUGUUAUAUUAUCAUUCAAAUCAUAUGUCAUUAUUUGUCUGUCUCUUGGGAGGACAUAGAUGUGUUUUCAUUUCCCUUUAAGGUUCUUUUCUGUGCUUUCUGUUGUAGGAACUGCAUUAACAGAACUAAAACUAGUUCAUAUAAGUGAUAUUAAGAAUAAGGAAAAUUUAACUACUGCGCCUUUGGCUUCUGCACUGGAAUGAACUACAAACUCAAUGAAAAAAGAGUCAGAGAAAAUGUUUUUUUGGAGUUACAGAACUUUGAGAACACACUCACAUACAUG
Molecule: messenger RNA, 2456 nt
Organism: Megalops cyprinoides (Indo-Pacific tarpon)
Lineage: Eukaryota; Metazoa; Chordata; Actinopteri; Elopiformes; Megalopidae
Gene: ubap1
Product: ubiquitin associated protein 1
Exons: 7
Coding region: 151-1521 (456 amino acids)
Biological process (GO): ubiquitin-dependent protein catabolic process via the multivesicular body sorting pathway
Cellular component (GO): ESCRT I complex
Molecular function (GO): ubiquitin binding
Source: RefSeq, a predicted model, not a curated record